CACCACAGGUACUGAGCUGCCCUUGGGGCGGGCCAGGUGUACCCGUCUCUGCGGCUGAGGACUCGCCACUCCACCGGGGACUGGAGAAGAGAGAGGCGCGGGGGGUGGGGGGGGACAGCAAGUCAUCCCGACUCCAGGCUCACACCCUUGGCACGUCCGGGAGCGGCGAUCGCAGGGGACAGGACAACACGACCACGCAGCCUGGGCUCCGCCGCGCCACACUGAGCCUACUCAGAGGCGCCGUGGGCUUGCGGUCGUAGCCCGGAGAGAGGCCGACGGGUGGAAGUUGCCUCUCGGACAGCCCGAGCAGCGAUGCUGACCAGCUCCGAGGCAGAGCUCGGCAGAGCUUCCCGCCGGGCUCUCUGGCAGAGACCGCCAGCAACCUUGUGCUGACAAUCAUCUGCGCCGCUCCACAGCGACCCGCCGCCCUAGCUGCGGCCGUCCUGCACUCCCCGGGACUGGGGUCUUGAAGGGGCUACCCGCUCGCCAGGGAUCUGCACGCCUGGGGUCUGGAUUCCCUUCAGAAACUCACACUGAAUGGUGGGUCCUGUGAAGGGCAAAGGAUAGCACCCACUAGCUUCAUUCCUGCUCCUUCCAUUUACAUUAGAUGUUGAGAGAGUCCUGAGCAACAACUGCCCCUCUCUGAGGAAGGAAACUGCCAUGAUUUACCAAGGCAAGAAGAAUAAUCUCCUGUGAUCACAAGAUGACUCAGGAUGGACCCUGAAGCUGCCCAGCUGGAAAAGCAGCGCGUUCACGAUGUCUACGAGAGUACUGCUCCCUACUUCAGUGACCUGCAAAGCAAAGCCUGGCCACGCGUCCGCCAGUUCCUGCAGGGCCAGAAGCCAGGCAGCCUCAUCGCCGACAUUGGUUGUGGAACUGGAAAGUAUCUUAAAGUGAAUAGCCAAGUACAUAUCCUGGGCUGUGACUACUGUAGGCCUCUGGUAGAGAUUGCCCGGAAUAGAGGGUGUGAAGUCAUGGUAUGUGACAACCUUAAUCUCCCCUUUAGGGACCAGGGCUUCGAUGCUAUCAUCUCCAUAGGAGUCAUACAUCAUUUUUCUACAAAACAAAGAAGAAUUAGAGCCAUAAAGGAAAUGGCCAGGAUCUUAGCUCCCGGAGGCCAGCUGAUGAUUUAUGUUUGGGCAAUGGAACAGAAGAACCGACGCUUCGAGAAACAGGAUGUGCUUGUGCCGUGGAACAGGGCACUCUGUUCCCGUCUGCUCUCGGAGCCCCACCAGUCCUGGGGCCAUCAGCGUGAGCAUCCCACGAGCCACGGCUACCGGGGCGGUGGCUCCGCGUGCGGCUGCGCAGUGUGUUUUAAGGGCCGAUGUGAUUCCAAGCGGUCCCACAGCAUGGACUACGGGCCUGCGGUGGCCAGAACCUGCUGUGAGGCUAUGUCGAAGGAAGGCGAGGAAGAGAAUGGAUUAUAUAACAAUUUUGGAAAAUCUUUUCGCUCCUGGUUUUUCUCCAGGUCUUUGGAUGAAUCAACCCUAAGGAAGCAAACUGAAAGAGCCAGGCCAAUGAAAAGCCCAGAGGCUUGGGCCAAUAGCACAGUGUCCCACCAGCCUUCAAGACACCCCAGUUUAGACUUGCAUCCUCAGGAGCAGUUUUCAACAAAAGAAUCGAACUUAGAUGAGGUAUUUGUAGACACAUCUUCUCAAACACACUUGGGCUGGCUAGGCGCAGCGGGAACUUCACAGAACUUUAGUGGACACAAGGCAGGAGAGAGCAGGAGGGAGCGGAAGGGCGAUUUUCUGGACAUCACCGAUAUCAGGAACGGUGUGGCUGCUAACGUCAGUGACCCUUCUUCCAGAAAAACGUUAAGGAGGGUAUCUGCGUUCGACUCUACGGAUUCCAACCCAGAAACCCCAAACUCUGAGGAGGAGCAGCGGGAUGCCCCAGAUUGCACAGCCUUCAUGCGCUACUACCACGUGUUCCGGGAAGGCGAGCUGUCCAGCCUGCUGCAGGAGAGUGUGUCCGAGCUGCAGGUUCUGAGCUCCGGCAAUGACCAUGGCAACUGGUGCGUCAUCGCUGAGAAAAAGAGGAGCUGGGAUUAACUGCCUAGAUGGGAUUAACGACAUCCGUCCCUCGGGAGCACAGGCUUGUCCAUCAUCGGUUCACUGAGGCUGAUGCGGGCACCCGAGUCACCAUCCUAUUUCAUUGUUGUCAAAUGCAGGCACGAGUUGGUCGUUGGCCACUUUGACCUGAUCCUCCCAAUUGCUGACUAAGCGCUGAGCCUGGUACUACUCCCUGCAUCCGCCACAGGCUGUGCCUGCUGAAAUCUCAGUAAAAGGAUCUGAGGAAGCAAUAAAAAAAAAAAUGAACUUCACUGCAGGAUUGACGUUAUUCUUCUCAGAGAUGAAAAUAUUAUAAUACACGUAUGUCAAGUGUCAGUAUUUAACCAGUCUGCUGUUAAACAUACCAUUUAAGAAGCAGUUUUUUUUUUUUUUAAUAAAAUAUGUUGGCCCUCAGGAAGUUACGUAGAUCUCUGUGGAAGGUAGCAAGGACACCUAUUUCAUUGCUCGUGUGUAUUUGUUGAGGGUUGCUGUGGGGAUGUCUUGUUUCCAGGCUUUGUUUCUAACUACUUCAAGCCUUCACAGAAAUUCAUUCGGUGCAGAGAAACAAGAAGUAUUGUCCCGACUCUCUACAUGACAUGCAAGCGUCCUUCAGGAUGAUCACUGUAAACAAUACUCUCUUCAGAGCUGCGCUGAAGUUUCUUAAAGGCACUGUUAGCAGAGGGUGUAAGUUUAGUGUUAGAGCAGGCAGCUCGAAGGUCCAAGAACCAGCAUCCACCCACAGCACCACAGACAGAAGAAAAAGAAUAAUGACAUGGUUAGCACGAAGAGAGCAUUGCAGGGGCAGAAGGUGGUAUCUCCUCUCGUGACAUUUUCCCCAAAGGUAUUAGAAGCAGAAAUGUCCUACCCAGAUAGUGUCAAAAUCAACCGAAGAGUUUUCAGCUAGGAAAUGCUUGAGUUAUCUGAGAAUCUAACUGGAGAAAUUUUUCUUUGCCUGUGAGGACAUACCUGAAAAGCGCCACGUGUUUAGCCAUGGUGGACACAUAGCUGUUGGGAUUUGUUGUCGCAUGCUGGGUCUCCUAACCUUUUGAAGGUGACCACAUUAGAUCAUCAUAUCAAUGAUCUGGACAGAAUCAAAUCUUAGUCACAGGUUGAGUUUCUGGUAGUCCGUAAUGUUGUGUUUAGACUGAGCACGGUAAGAUCAAUGUUUUUUUGUAGAUUUAAGGAUGGGUCCGUUUAAUUCUGUGCCGUGGAUCCUGAGGCACAAUUAUGACAGAACUAAAGACUGGACUCAGGAGAAACAAAAAUAAGUUGGCCAAGGAAUAUGGUUCCAGAUAAUUCUUUAAUAAGCAGAAAAUCAAAUAGUCAUUGUACUUUCUGGACCAACAUAAUGAUGGAGAUUAAAUUAAAAUCCAAUCUUCAUCUUAUUUUUUUUCCACUACAAAAUUAACAAAAACCACAAUGGAUCAUAUUUAUUUGGUGUUUACUCUCUUCAGUGACGUUGCUAGAACUUAACAGAAUGAAGCUACUUUUGAAGAAAAUCCAAAGACGGUUUUAAAAACCCUAUCAGACAAUCACUGAGACUCUCCGCCUCAGAGGCUGGUCCCCGCGCUCAUGCUGUGGAAGUGGCACAUGUGACUUGUACUUUUCAGUGCAGGUUUUGAACAGGGAACAUUGGAAAUACACAUAGGUGUGAAGUACAAACUGAAAUGUAAGGGUAUGUGCCUUCCUUUUUUUUUUAUUUUCAAAUUAAGACAUUAAACUGUAAGCACAGGUGUCUUCCUGGGAGAUACAGUGACCCGGAACUAGCAGUGACAAGCCCCUUUAUUGUGGUUUCCCUUCUCUGAGGUCUACUGUCACUGCUCUCGCUUGGCUUUGCCGCUAGACAUAAGAGUUUGACCUUGCCCCUUUCUGGUUCGAACGUGCUACUUAAAGGUCAUUACAUGGAACUCAAUUCAUUAGGCUGGGAUGGGAUGGCUUGCCCACUAAACGUGUUUGAGGGAUAUCAUAAAAUAAAUAUGCACCCUACUUUGUAUUAAAAAGCCUUUGGAAUGGUUAUUGGAAGAGAGAGAUUUCCAUACAGCAUUGACGGAGCUAUGAACACUGUGAGAAGUCUCACUCUGUAGAGCGUAGGAAUUCUAUGCAUCCAGACCCGUGGCUGGUAACUUCUCUUUGGGGUAUUCUUGUGGAAAGCACUCUUACAUUCAACUUUUGCCUUUCGAUGAUAAAAGCCAUUGAAAACCAAUGUAAAUACGUUGAUCGUUUAAGAGCUUGCUCAUCUUUAGGGCUGUCCUCAGAAGGAAACACAAGUCAUAAAUGGAGACAGAGUGUGUCUGUCAGCCUUAAUCAGCCUGUAUGUAGACUUUACUGAUGUAUCUAAAGUGAUCUGACUUUCUCCACUGCUAAGAGAAAACGAUGUUUGGUUGUUUUUGUUUUUGUUUUGUUUUUUCUAGUGUCUUCCUGGCAUCAACACAGAGUCCCACUGUCUGACAUGGAGGAGAAUGCUCAGGGAGGUUGCUAGGGAAUCAUUAGAACUCAGACAAGUACUGUCUGGUUUGUGUGGGGAAGCCUAUGAACACAGACAAAUUAUUUGAAAAAAGCACAUUGAUAUAAACAAAAGAUGCAAUCAAAAUAAUAUUUUCCUGUGGGCCAAGGGAUUAGUGAGUUUCUCUGGCUUAUUCGGUUUAGGGGGUUGUUCCUUUUGUUUGCUCGCUUGCUGGCAGAGUGAUGAAAAAUGAUCCGUGUGCAGCACUGACUACAGACUGGCUGCACACAUAUGUUGGCUGCCAUACGAAUUUGGUCCUCCUGUUUCACCUUGCAUCCCAUGCAAUCUAUCCCUCAUUCCUGUUUCUGGUUUUCCCUUCUCCAUCACUCUGACUCUAGAUGCUAAAGAUGCCUGUGUGUUUAACUGACCUUCAUUUGAGGCUGCAAAAACUGAAGGUAAUCCAGAUGGGGAAUUAUCUAAGUGUAGGUUAGGAAUGUAAAUGUAUUUGCAUUAUUGGCCACUGAAAAAAAGUGAAUACUGGUGGAUCUUUCAGAUACAUGGGUUCCCAGAGAAUAGAAAAUGGAACCCUAGUUGUACUCAGUAUGGAAGUGAAUUCCUUAAAAAUGAGGGAUAAGAGGUUAGCGGGCGGCUCAGUUAUUUAAAGUGUUUGCUGUUCCUGCAGAGGUCCUGAAAUUGGUUCCUACAGACAGACACACAGACACACACACACACACACACACACACACACACACACACUGUCCACAUAAAAAUAAAUACUUUUAAAAUAGGCUAUGAACACCCAAUUUGGGAGAGAUGAGAAAAUUGGAAUGGCUGUUGGCUCUGCAGCCAGACUGUGAAGAACAAAUUAAGCUGAGUCUUACCUUUCCUGAACAGAAAUAAAGGAGUGGGGGUGGGGAUAAUAAUAGCAGCCAACUAUAGCAGCCAACAUUGAUUAUUUUAUUUGUAACCCUCUCCAUAGCUCUCUCAGGUAAAUGUAAUUCCCAUUGUGCAGAUUAGAAAACUUAAGGCAGAAAGAAAGGUGAUAAUUUAUCAAAGCCUACAGAGAUUUAGUUAAAUUCAAUCUUAGAUGGUCUGGCUCCAGCCCAGGAUUAUAACUAUCAUUCCCCGAAUGCCACCUGCUGGGUGCCAGGCACUGUGCUAAGCAGACAAGAGAAUGUUCAAGAUUAAAUCUAAUUGUCCCCUGUACAAAGGCAUUAAACAGGUUAAGAAAAGAGCAUGUUUCUCUCUCCCCUUUAUGUUUUCAUUUUUUUUUACAUGUAUUUGUGUUUGUAUGUCUAUGUCUUUGUGGAGAUCAGAAGACAACUUGCAAGAUUUGGUUUCUUCCUCCGCCAAGAUCUUUAGGUUGGUGGCAAGCGCCUAGACUCCCCGAGCCCUCUUCUCUAUGUUGUUGGUGUUGUCGUUUAUAAAUCCGUCUCUAUUCGACUUUAAUAAUAAAAGUUCUUGAUCACAGAA
This is a messenger RNA of Meriones unguiculatus (Mongolian gerbil), 5970 nucleotides long. It is a transcript of the gene Trmt9b, whose product is annotated as tRNA methyltransferase 9B (putative). The transcript is spliced from 6 exons. The record is from RefSeq and is a predicted model, not a curated record. Gene Ontology annotation, biological process: tRNA wobble uridine modification. Gene Ontology annotation, molecular function: tRNA binding; S-adenosylmethionine-dependent methyltransferase activity. Lineage: Eukaryota; Metazoa; Chordata; Mammalia; Rodentia; Muridae. Gene Ontology annotation, cellular component: cytoplasm; nucleus. The coding region runs from base 714 to 2054 and encodes 446 amino acids.